This is a messenger RNA of Leptopilina heterotoma, 3235 nucleotides long. Its product is annotated as collagen alpha chain CG42342-like. The record is from RefSeq and is a predicted model, not a curated record. Lineage: Eukaryota; Metazoa; Arthropoda; Insecta; Hymenoptera; Figitidae. The coding region runs from base 894 to 2735 and encodes 613 amino acids. The transcript has 23 exons.
ACAGAAGAAGCCUCACCCUCAGUACCCCUAUACAUUGGCAUUUCUCCGUUCCCAGUCUCCACGCGAGUAUCAUACCGUGAAGAUGAAGAAAAAUGUUAAAACUGUCAUUGUCACGUUUCUGUCAAGUUCAAGUAUUAUAUGAAUCAAAAUCUUGACGCGCUUAAAUGUUAUUCAUUAUACAAUUGUGACAACUGUGUGAUUGACAAAUUAUCAAUCUGGCACUAUGCAUGUGUUUACAUUAAUUUCCAGUUUUUAAAUAUUUGUCGCUGGUUUAAAAAAAAUCGGGAUGUGGAGUUCAAAACGUUUUUUCGAAUAAUAAAGAGAGAGAUUGGGUGGAGGCGGUACUAAAAGUGACUAAACAAUUGUUAUUUAUCGUAAAUAUAAUUCAAUUGUUUUGUGAACUCGUUUAAAGUUGAAAGUGUGCUUCUAAACCUUUUGCAUAUACAUAAAGGUGAAAACGAAAGUGUGCGUGUGUCGCAUUCCGGAUGGAUAUUUGAGGACUCGUCUACUUCAUCCGUCCAUACAUCCAUCCAUUUCUUCAUCCUUCCUGCCUUCCACCCAUUCAUCCAACCAAUCAUUCAUCCAAAUACAGACACGCUCACGCCCACACACAUUCCUCAUCAAUGUGUUAGUAUUGAAAUUCAUAAAUUCAUCCCGUUUAUAAAUACACACGCGAAUAAAAUUCCUUUACAUCUCAAUUUUCCCCCUUUGAAGGAGAAAAAAAAGGAAAACAUUUUUCUUUAAGUUCAUUCUUUAGUAUCAGUUACAUUCUGAAUCAAUGUACUUGUAGUACUUUCAUUUCUUUUUUGUAUGUCGCUUAUGUUUCCUUUUCAUCUCAUUGCACAUGACAAGAGAUCAGUUUUAAAUUAAAUUCUAUUCCAAAAUAAUACACUAUGGAGUCAAAGGGAAAUUGGCCUAAAGAAAGCCUGGAGGUAUCGAUGCCGAAAAAAUUUCAAAGCAACGAAUCUGACAAAAUCGAGAAAGAGAGGAAGUUCAGUUGGCCUAUAUGUAUCCUCUGUAUUGUCAGUUUAACUAUUUCCGGCGUUCUUGUUUACCGCGAGUAUCUCCUUGAGUCCAGGAUAGCCUAUCUUGAAUCACAGUGUCAAAUUCAACCAGAUCUCAUUUAUCAACGGCUACGACGAGAAUUUGAGCAGCAAUUUGAUGUUCAUUCACCACGUCCCGAGGGAGAUAAAAUUUUUCGAUUAAAAAGGGAUGUCGAGUGUAAUUGUCCUGCAGGUCCACCUGGUGUUGCAGGACCACAAGGAAAAAGAGGGAAGAAAGGAAAAAAAGGAGAUCCCGGAGAUGCAGGUACACAGGGUGUACCUGGGAUUCCGGGGAAAAGUGGUUUUCCGGGUCCUAUUGGCUUGGAUGGACCGAAAGGAGAACCGGGCAAGAGUGGAGACAAAGGUCAGAAAGGAGAGCUAGGAAGUCCUGGUUAUGAUGUAUUCUCAGCAGUAAAGGUCAAUGCACAGGGAUUGGGGUUAAAGAGGUCGGUGACGACGCUUCGCGGUGGAACACUUGGAUACGCAGAAAUCGUCGCACUGAAGGGAGAACCGGGUGAACCUGGACCACCUGGACCCGCGGGUCCUUCAGGAACUGAAGGCUUGCCCGGACACGACGGUAGACAAGGUUUGCCAGGAGAAGUUGGACCACCGGGCGAGAAGGGCGCAGCAGGGCCAAUAGGUCCCAUCGGGCCUCCUGGUGCGGCAGGUUCUGUUGGUCAAAAGGGCGAUAAAGGAGACAAAGGCGAUCGAGGUUUAACGAUGUCACUCGAUGGCGAACCAUUUUCGACGGGUGUUUUUGAAGGACAGCCGGGACCUCCUGGACCACCAGGACCUAAGGGAGAAAGUGGACUUCAAGGAAUGCCUGGUCUGGAUGGAGUUAGUGGGGAACCUGGAAUACAAGGACCUCCAGGAUCGACCGGAGUUGCUGGACCUAAAGGAGAAAAGGGAGAUUAUGGAGAUAUUGGUCCGCCAGGACUCAUGGGUCCACCUGGUUUACCUGGCCCUCCAGGUUACCCUGGUCAAAAAGGCGAGAAAGGAGAAAAAGGAGAAUCGAAGUACAAAAAGUUGAGGAGGAGACAGGGAGACGGAACUUUUGAAGUCAAUGCCGGUGAAGUUAUAAUGGGACCACCAGGACCACCUGGACCUGCUGGUCCGGCUGGACUCCAAGGACCUCCUGGAAUUAAAGGAGACAGAGGACACGAUGGAGCUAAAGGAGACCCUGGCGAAAAGGGAGUUAAAGGAGAUCCAGGCCCAAUGGGACUUCCUGGACCAAUGGGAUUAAGAGGUGAAUCGGGAAAGCCCGGAGAUGGUGGAAAAUCUGGCUCCAUGGGACCUCCAGGAUUAGACGGCAUGAAGGGAGCACAGGGAGAAACUGGCACGAAAGGAGAAAGAGGAGAUCCGGGCCUACCUGGCACUGAUGGAAUUCCUGGAACCGAGGGUCCCAAAGGAGAGAAAGGACUUAAAGGCGAAUCUGGUCCAACCGGAAAACGAGGCAGACGAGGAGAAAAGGGAAAUAAAGGCGAUCAAGGUGUUCCUGGUUUAGAUGCACCAUGUCCCUUGGGUCCAGAUGGACUUCCAUUACCGGGAUGCGGAUGGAGAUCGCCUCAGGAUAUAUUGAGUACAACAUCGGCGGCAGUUGACGGUCCAGAGCCAGCUGAAACCGAUUACGAUGAUCAAGGAGAGGAAUAUGAUGAUUAUUCUGAUCAAAAUGGAAAUCUAGCCGAACAAUAAUAAUCAUAAGCGCUGCUUUAAUCUCUCAUCACAUGACAAUUUUAUUUGACACUCAACAUCAUCCUCUUUUAUUAAAAACUAACGAGUGCUAAUUAUAUAAACAUAUAUACAAAAAAACAAACUGUGUGCCAAAACGCAACAUUUUACGUCAAUGGCUCGAUGAAGAAGAGCAGUAAUAAUUUUAUUACGGCUUUUUUUAAAAGAGUCAAAAUCAUAUCAUCAUUUGUUGCACAUCCUGUUUACUCAUCGUGUUUCUAAGACUAUAGGUAUUAAUACAAUAGUCAAUAAAAUUUAACACUAAUACCUUGCCAAUAAGUGUUGUAAAUAAGUGUACUUUCAGUGUCUAACGUCUGCAGUGUGUGUAUAUAUACAUUUUUUUUAUUCUAAUAAAUUAAUUAAAUUAACGAUAUCUUAGAUAAUAAAUUCAAGAAGAGAAAAAACAUACAAAACGAUAAUGUCGUCCAUUAAAAAAGAUUAAAAAUAAAAAAGUAUAUAUUAUA